Messenger RNA from Seriola dumerili (greater amberjack), 2128 nucleotides. RefSeq names its product TAR DNA binding protein (gene tardbpa). The record is from RefSeq and is a predicted model, not a curated record. Lineage: Eukaryota; Metazoa; Chordata; Actinopteri; Carangiformes; Carangidae. Gene Ontology annotation, molecular function: RNA binding. The coding region runs from base 416 to 1606 and encodes 396 amino acids. Gene Ontology annotation, biological process: regulation of gene expression. The transcript has 6 exons. Gene Ontology annotation, cellular component: nucleoplasm.
UGUUAGCAAGCUUUGAGGUUAGUGAGGGUAGCCGCUUUGGUUUGACGAUUUUGUGCUUCAGUUUAGAAUAAGAUAACUUGUCGAUGUUUUUACUUGGGCACAAUUUUUGGCAACGCGUUCGCAGACAAGCAGGGGGCUCGUCUGUUUGUUGACACGUCGCUAAACUAGAUGGUCAUUCAUUUUUGAAGCUGCCUUGAGUUUGCUAGCUUGUUAGCUCGGUUAGCUAACUUGUUUACGCGUGCCGUCAGAGGGAAAGAAAACAUUCAGCUCUCAUGGCCGCCAGCUAUUGAAUUUAGCAGCGGUAAACUUGAGCGAGGAUCGACGUUCAAACUCGUGUGCAUCAUCCCAGUGUUUACUAAUAACUCGGGCUCUAUCAGUGAUUCCUCCUGGACCAGAGCUCAGCGUCUCAGAGACCAUGUCGGAGCUGUACAUCCGUGUAGCCGAGGAUGAAAACGAGGAGCCCAUGGAGAUCCCCUCGGAGGACGACGGGACUGUUUUGCUGUCGUCGGUAGCAGCACAGUUUCCAGGGGCGUGUGGUCUGCGGUACAGGAACCCGGAGUCCCAGUGCAUGAGGGGAGUCCGGCUUGUGGAAGGUGUCCUGCAUGCACCGGAGAACGACUGGGGAAAUCUGGUUUACGUCGUCAAUUAUCCCAAAGAUAACAAAAGGAAGAUGGAUGAAAUAGAUGCUGCCUCAGCUGUGAAAGUCAAGAGGGGCUUUCAGAAGACAUCAGAUCUCAUUGUCCUCGGGCUGCCAUGGAAAACAACGGAACAAGACCUGAAAGAUUAUUUCAGUACUUUUGGGGAGGUCAUCAUGGUGCAGGUCAAGAGAGACGCAAAAACUGGCAACUCAAAAGGUUUUGGGUUUGUCCGGUUCACUGACUAUGAGACGCAAACCAAAGUCAUUGCUCAGAGACACAUGAUUGAUGGAAGAUGGUGUGAUUGCAAACUUCCGAACUCAAAGGCGUGUCCUGAUGAGCCAAUGCGGAGCCGUAAAAUCUUUGUUGGCCGUUGUACAGAGGACAUGACAACUGAUGACCUGAGGCAGUACUUCAUGCAGUAUGGUGAAGUCACUGAUGUCUUCAUCCCCAAACCUUUCCGGGCUUUUGCAUUUGUCACAUUUGCAGAUGACCAGGUUGCCCAAGCCCUAUGUGGAGAGGACUUGAUCAUCAAGGGUGUCAGCGUGCACAUCUCCAAUGCAGAGCCCAAACACAAUAAUAGUAGGCAAAUGAUGGAUCGUGGGCGGUUUGGGGCUGGUGGGUUCAGUCAGGGCUAUGGCAGUAAUCGUGGUGGGCUAGGCAGUGGUAGCAGUGGGGUUAACUUUGGGGCUCUCGGUCUUAACCCGGCAAUGGUGGCUGCUGCCCAGGCAGCUCUGCAGAGCAGUUGGGGAAUGAUGGGCAUGCUGGCUAACCAGCAGGGUCUGACCACAACGGCAGGCACAGCCACUACAACCCGAGACCAGACGUAUAGCUCUGCCAGCACCAGUUACAGCAGCCCUAGCUCAGCUAGCCUCGGCUGGGCUGCAGGCACUAACACCGCCUCAAACAGUGGCUUCAGCUCUGGCUUUGGCACAUCUAUGGAGUCUAAGUCUUCUAGUUGGGGAAUGUAGAUAGUUUCAAGUUGACCCUUUUUUUGCUAUUAGGCUAAUCUGGUAAGUAUACCUAUAGAGGGGAACUGCUUAUAUCUUUUUUCCAAUUAUUUAAAAAUACACUGCCUUUUAUUUUGUUAAAGAGAAAAUUUGUACUUGCAUGUGACUGAUGAUGUAGUCAUGCACUGAAUGGGUGAAAAGUUUAGUUUGUUAGAUGAAACUGCCACACUACCUUUUUUGUUUUUGAGAAAAUGUCACAGAGAUGAUUGUGCAUGCGAGAUAAGUAUUUAUAAACAUGCACGAGUAUCUCAAGAGCUCCUCAGCCCCUUGUAAAAUGGGUUUGAUAUAAUUAUAUAUCUGUAAGUUGUAUAUGUGCAUUUGAUUGCAUCUUUUUGUUUGUUUUUGUUUGAUAUCUUUUGGAAACGCCUUCAUGAAAAUCUCUUCUGCAGUUCACCAACUCUUUCCCAAUUUCCCGGGAGGAAGCGCCUCAUUGGCAGCAAUGUUCGACAGAUCUCAGUAUCAGUUCCCCUCUUCCCAUGUGUA